AUGGCGCCCAAGAGAAAGGGAACGCGCGUGUCACAAACGUCCAGUCCUGCACCAACACCAUCACGCUCAAACACGACUGUCGCCGUCGAGAUAGAACAGCGCCGACGACCGAAGCCAUCAGACGAAACGCCUACCACGAAACCUUCUGAGCAAGCAGCAGAAGCUGAAGAAGAAGAGGAGGAGUAUGACGAGGAAGCUGCCAAUGCUGCUUUAGUAGCAGAUCCAUGGACCGACGACGAGGAGAUUGGCCUGUUCAAGGGUCUCAUACGCUGGAAGCCUACGGGCAUGCACAAACACUUUCACCUGCUGUCUCUACAUCAACAUUUGCUGUCGAACGGCUACAUUCACCCCAAAGCACCGCACACACGAAUUCCUGGCAUCUGGGCCAAGCUACACGACCUCUACGAUCUAGAAGCGCUAGACGAACGCGAAGACGCAAACGCUGCUCCUUGGUCUACAUCCGAAGAUGAAGAUGAAGAAGAAGACGAGAAGGACGAACUAGGCGAUGACGAGGACGAGCCAGAACACACGCACGACACAGAGUUUGAACUCCCAGACGACGACUUUGGCAGCUUGGUCUGGCGCGCGCGUUUCCCAGAUUCAGAAGACGAGCAAAGUCGAGAGAGUUCACCGCCGUCACAUGAAGAAUUGGUUUCGCGACCAGACAGUCCGCCUGUGCGCUUUACACCCUCAUUUGAGAUUCCUCUGUCGGAGGCACAGCAGACACCCUCAGCGCGGACAUCCAAAUCGAAAGCGGCGGCAUCUACGAAGGCGAAGGGGAAACAAGCACCACCAAAUAUUAGGAGGUCAAGUCGUGUGGCCGAUAGUGUCGACCCCGAUGAUGAUAACGAUGAAGACGAGGAAGAGGGAAGGCAGUGA
Molecule: messenger RNA, 879 nt
Organism: Aureobasidium musti
Lineage: Eukaryota; Fungi; Ascomycota; Dothideomycetes; Dothideales; Saccotheciaceae
Source: the annotation of a GenBank genome assembly